Molecule: messenger RNA, 797 nt
Organism: Glycine soja
Lineage: Eukaryota; Viridiplantae; Streptophyta; Magnoliopsida; Fabales; Fabaceae
Exons: 5
Coding region: 126-551 (141 amino acids)
Biological process (GO): mitochondrion organization
Cellular component (GO): nucleus; mitochondrion
Source: RefSeq, a predicted model, not a curated record
GACUAUUUCAAAGGAUUUUAGGGUUUAAAUACAUUCACGCUUCACAAACGGUAUAUGCUGUAUACCUCUGUUCUCUCUCCCCCUCCCCGAUUCGUUUUGCCCCUUUCGUUGCCCUAAUUUCAACCAUGCCUCGCCGUAGCUCCGGUGGAAGAUCUGCCCGUCCUGCUCCUCGUGCAGCACCUCGUCCUGCUCCAGUUCACCAUGCUCCUCCUCCAGCCCCUGCUCAGAGCGGUGGCGGAUCUAUGCUUGGUGGCAUUGGUUCAACCAUAGCUCAAGGUAUGGCUUUUGGCACUGGAAGUGCAGUGGCACACAGGGCUGUGGAUGCUGUCAUGGGUCCUCGUACCAUUCAACAUGAAGCAGUAGUCACGGAGGCUGCUGCUGCUGCCCCUGCACCCACUGCAAAUACUUUUGGUGGCGAUGCAUGCAAUGUUCAUACAAAGGCAUUCCAGGAUUGCCUGAACAGCUAUGGCAGUGACCUUAGCAAGUGCCAGUUUUACAUGGAUAUGCUUGCAGAAUGCAGGAAGAACUCUGGAGCCUCGUUGAGUGUGUAACUGCUACAUUUGUCUGUUUGGGAGUUUGCAUCAGUGCCCUGUGUCUCCUAUGGUUAGAACUGUUAAUGUGGCUAGGAAUUGCAUUUUAAUAAAAUACCAUUUGUCCGAUGAUGCAUACAAACUGAUACAAAAUUAGUUUCAAAAUUGUAACUUUAUUAUUUGAUACUUAUAAAUUGGUUACGUAUUUGGUCUGAAUAUCCCGGAUGUGUUAAGAUUAUAUGAGCAUUUUCCUAUUUUUUUGCGUCA